Molecule: messenger RNA, 932 nt
Organism: Neltuma alba
Lineage: Eukaryota; Viridiplantae; Streptophyta; Magnoliopsida; Fabales; Fabaceae
Product: protein DMP2-like
Exons: 1
Coding region: 150-755 (201 amino acids)
Biological process (GO): endomembrane system organization
Source: RefSeq, a predicted model, not a curated record
UCAACUCUAUCUAGCUUCCUCCAUUUCUAUACCUCUUCCUCUAUAUGUAUAUAUAAUUCUUCUUCCAUCUAUAAAAUCAACCGCAUACCUUUACACAUAAAGCCGUGAAGAACUUCUAAUUAAUUAUUCCUCAGUACAAAGCUCAAAAUAUGGGUGGAAAAAGCUCAAAGAACAACGACGCAUCAGGCAAUAAUAAUACUAGCAUGUCAGGGAAAGCAUUCAACGGACUUGGCAAUCUCAUCAGACUUCUCCCCACCGGCACCGUCUUCGCCUUCCAAUUCCUUAUCCCUAUCGUCACCAACGAUGGCCGCUGCGGUACCCUCCUCAACAAGUACCUCACGGGAGCUCUGCUUAUUAUCUGUGCUUUCAACUGUGUCUUCGCCAGUUUCACUGAUAGCUACACCGGCAGCGACGGCGGCCGCCACUACGGUGUUGUAACCCCGAAAGGGAUAUGGCCGUCUCCGGCGUCCGAGGAUGUGGACAUGAAGAAGUAUAAGCUCAGGUUUGGAGACUUCGUGCAUGCUUUGUUCUCUCUGUUAGUGUUCGCUGUGUUGGGACUUUUGGAUAACAACACCGUCCAUUGUUUCUACCCGGCGUUUGAAGCGCAGCAGAAGGUUCUCUUGCAGGUUCUGCCGCCGGUGAUCGGAGUGAUUUCCGGUGGGGUGUUCGUGAUGUUCCCUAAUAACCGCCAUGGUAUUGGGUACCCUGCAAGUUCCGACGAUAAUAGUGUUGCCGGAAACUCCCAGAAGCCCUAAUAUGGGGAAACUAUAAACUAUAAAGAGUGUCUGUGUAAAUAUAUUUAUAUGAUGCUUCUGUUUCGCUUGAUUUGAUGGAUAUUGAUGUGGCUUUAAGUUUGGUGACUAUAUUAACAAGUUGGCUAAUUAAUUUUGUUCGUAAAAAUUCAAUAAAAAGGAAGAAUGAUGUUUGUGUGA